This is a messenger RNA of Canariomyces notabilis, 1485 nucleotides long. Its product is annotated as chromatin associated protein KTI12. Bases 158 to 1414 code for a protein of 418 amino acids. Gene Ontology annotation, biological process: tRNA wobble uridine modification. The record is from RefSeq and is a predicted model, not a curated record. The transcript is spliced from 2 exons. NCBI's taxonomy places the organism in Eukaryota, Fungi, Ascomycota, Sordariomycetes, Sordariales, Chaetomiaceae.
UACAUACCCCUCCGUCAAUCGCCCCGCCAUAACGGUAAUUCUUUCCAGUGACCUCCAACGUCAGCCUGGCCUGGCCCUACAGGCCAGUAAUGUGCAGACCAAGUCGACAUUAUCACACGCUGGCAAGGGAUUCUCCAACCCAAAGCCAACCGCCAGAAUGCCACUCAUAAUCAUCACCGGCCUACCCACCUCGGGCAAAACAACCCGGGCACGCCAGCUGUACUCGUACCUCUCUGAGCGCAUCUCUUCCUCCUCCUCUUCCUCUUCCUCUUCCUCUCCCCCAACCCCCCAGCAGCAACAACAAGAACAACAGCCGCAACCACAACAGCAACCAGCCUACCGUCUCCACCUCAUCUCAGACACGACGCAGUCCAUCUCGCGAACCGUGUACGACCUGUCCCCGUCAGCACUCCCCGCACACGUGCGGUCGGCCAACGCCUCGGAAAAGGACGCGCGCGCGGCAAUCUACGCCGCCGUGAAACGCGUCCUGUCCCCCCGAGAUAUCGUCGUGCUCGACGGCCUCAACUACAUCAAAGGCUGGCGGUACCAGCUCUUUUGUGAGGCCAAGAAUGCGCGCACACCGAGUUGUGUGCUGCAGGUCGGUUGCCCCGUUGAGCGUGCUAGAGAGGUGAAUCAGAGACGGUUGGUUCGGAGGGGAGAGGCAACGACCGGGAGCAAUGGGAUUGGUGAGGUUGGUGGGGGAGGGAACAGGGCGGGUGGGGCAGAAGGGGCAGACGUCGCAAGUGAUAACGGUAACGGAGAUGGUGCUGGAAGAGGAUCUGAGCCACGAGUUGGGGGCGAAGGGGAUGAUAUUCCGGAAGCCGGGUCGUCGGCGCAAGCGGAUGGUGAUGGCGCCGAAGGGGACGGGAACGACGACGGGGAAGAACCCUACGAGCCGUCCAACUGGGAGAACCUCGUCUUCCGCUACGAAGAGCCCAAUCCCAUGACGCGCUGGGACUCGCCGUUGUUCACCCUAGUAUGGGAAGACGACGAGGCGCAGACGCGGCAGGUGUUUGACAAGAUCUGGGACGCCAUCGCGGGGCAAGGCAAAAAACUGGUCCGCCCGAACCAGUCGACCGUGCAGCGCGACAAGGACCCCGGCGGGGACUACCUGUACGUCCUGGAGCGCGAGACGCAGGACAUUGUCAAGAAGAUCUUGGAGAUGCAGUCCGACGAGGGCGGCGGCACGGUGAGCAUACCGAGGGUUAACAACACCGGAGAGGUCGGGGAUGAUUUGGUCGUGGAACUGCCCGGGAAGAAAGUCGGGCUGCCGCAGCUGCAGCGCUAUCGGCGCGCAUUCGUCGGGAUGAAUAGGGGAGGCAUCGGGCUCGAGGCGGUUGGGAAGCUGGCUGCGGGACGGUUGCGGGAGAGCUUCGUUGGGUAUUUGAACGACCUCUUUGAAAAGGAUGGUUGAGGCCUUUGAAAAGGGGAAAGCCGCUCCCUACUUACAAUGUCCUAGGAUAUUAGGAGAGAGCGAGCCCUGGU